UAUUGGAUCAGCAUCCGCGCACGAACCAUCGCCAGCUCCGUCGACCGACUAUCAUAAUAAUACAUAACUGUUUCUACUACUAUUAUUAUUAUUAUUAUUGUUAUUCCGUAUUUGCCUCCUCGCCGGGGAUUAUUUUACACACUAAUCUAAUAUCGUUGUAUAUUAAAAUAAAUCCGUUAGAAAUGCUGACCACUCCACGACUUUCGUUCGGCGUGCCGGCGAUGUUGUUACUACUGGUCGUCGGUUGCCUUUGCAGACCACAGGACGCCGGAAAUGGCAAACCGGCGAGAGACGGAGGAGUCAAACCGCUGGAGAGCGCGACUGGGCCGACGACUCCCUUCAACAACCGGAAUAGCAGACUUCAGAAGCCCACGCAAGUGUUGAACACGGGCUUUGACGAGAUCGUCGUCGAGUCCAAUUUGCAAGUGCACAACCGAGUCGGAUCCAAAAACAAGUCAAAGAUCAUGUUGCCUUCCAACUCGACGACCGCGGCUUCAUCGAUGCAGACCAACAAAUCGGCCAGAUCGUUGGUGGUCUGACGCGUGUGACGGCACACUUAUCACUGAAACGAUGAGAUGUAUAAUAUUAUAAUAUACCUUUACCUGUCUUAUUAUAAUUUACCAUAAACCACGCACAAUGUAUUAAUCCGGACAAUAUAAUUAUUAUUUUUAUUCAAACCGCAUCGCGCUCCGAUCUGCGUUACGUUCGACAAUUAAUGCAGCGAACAUGUUUGUAAUAUGAAACAAAAAAAUGAAUAUAAUUUAUAUUUAUUUAUGAAUUUAAUAUAUUAUACUUAAUAUACGAACAUGAGUCACGUAA
Molecule: messenger RNA, 819 nt
Organism: Metopolophium dirhodum (rose-grain aphid)
Lineage: Eukaryota; Metazoa; Arthropoda; Insecta; Hemiptera; Aphididae
Exons: 2
Coding region: 183-539 (118 amino acids)
Source: RefSeq, a predicted model, not a curated record